Pseudocercospora fijiensis CIRAD86 is the source of this 2003-nucleotide messenger RNA. RefSeq lists its product as uncharacterized. Bases 152 to 1924 code for a protein of 590 amino acids. The record is from RefSeq and is a predicted model, not a curated record. Gene Ontology annotation, biological process: vesicle-mediated transport; intracellular protein transport. The transcript is spliced from 4 exons. NCBI's taxonomy places the organism in Eukaryota, Fungi, Ascomycota, Dothideomycetes, Mycosphaerellales, Mycosphaerellaceae. Gene Ontology annotation, cellular component: Golgi membrane.
CGCAACCUCAGCAUGUGAUAGCCAAAACACCACUAACCCGGCGGCUGUACACUGCGAAGAUCACUUGAUGCAGCAGAUUCUGGCGACAAAUUAAUAAGCGACUGGCGAGGCUGCAGUGGGGAGUUGGAGUUGAGAGCAGCUGCACGCGAUCAUGGACAUCUUCCAGGCCACGCAGAGCUACAUCACCAAGAUCGUGGCUCAAGGCGAUGUCAGCUCUCAAGGCGCCGCGAAGAUGAAGAUCCUGCUGCUGGACAGAGAUACUGUCCCCAUCGUAUCAUCCGCAACCUCCCAGUCCGCCUUAUUGAACCACUCGGUCUACCUCACGCAGCGCCUAGACGACACGAAUCGCGAGAAGAUGCGGCAUUUGAGAUGCCUCUGCUUUCUUCGACCAUCGCCGGACAGUAUACAGUUUCUCAUUGACGAGUUCAGAGAGCCAAAGUAUGGCGAAUACCACAUAUAUUUCAGCAACAUAAUCAAGAAGUCCUCGCUUGAGCGCCUCGCCGAAGCCGAUGAUCAUGAAGUCGUCAAGUCGAUCGUCGAAUACUUUGCCGAUUUCCUCGUCAUCAACCCCGACCUGUGCUCUCUGCCAUUGUCGACACGAGUCUUCUCAUCCUCACCAGAGCUAUGGAAUCAGGACAGCUUAUCAAGGACGACAGAAGGAGUUCUGGCCAUGCUGCUAGCAUUGAAAAAGAAGCCAUUGAUUCGAUUCGAGAAGAACAGUUUGCUGUGCAAGAAGCUGGCAACCGAAGUGCGCUAUGCCAUUACGCAGGAAGAGCAGCUCUUUGACUUCCGGAAGCCGGAUACUCCGCCCAUACUUCUUCUCAUCGAUAGGAGAGAAGACCCUGUCACGCCCUUGCUGACGCAGUGGACUUAUCAAGCAAUGGUGCACGAGCUUCUGGGCAUUGAGAAUGGCAGAGUCAACCUGAGCGAGGUGCCAGAUGUCAGACCAGAGUUCAAGGAAAUCGUUCUAUCGCAGGACCAGGACCCGUUCUUCGCCAAGAACAUGUACCUCAAUUUUGGUGAUCUAGGCCAGAACGCGAAAGAUUACGUCGAACAGUUCGCAUCCAAACAAGCUUCAGGGCAGAAGCUGGACAGUAUUGAAGACAUGAAACGCUUCGUUGAGGAAUAUCCUGAAUUUCGGCGCCUGUCAGGAAACGUCACCAAGCACGUCACACUGGUCGGCGAACUCAGUAGACGUGUAGGCACAGACAGUCUCCUCGAUGUGUCCGAGCUAGAGCAGAGUCUGGCUUGCAAUGACAAUCAUUCGACCGAUGUCAAGACCUUGCAGAAGCUCAUCCAAGACCCUCGAAUACCACCUAACAACAAGUUGCGACUAGUGGCGAUCUAUGCGCUCCGAUAUUCUGGUCACCCCAACAACAACACGCCGGCAUUGAUGGAUCUGCUAGCUGUCGCUGGAAACAUCUCACGCACACGCAUCAACCUUAUACCCAAACUCCUCGCCUAUGCACAUAGUUUGCAGUCAAUCCCGCAGACAGGCGGAAUUCCAGACCUCUUCCAGCCAAGCAACAUUUUCUCAGAAGCUCGAUCACGCUUCAACCGGGGCUUGCGUGGCGUCGAGAACGUCUACACUCAGCACUCGCCCAGAUUGGAGAACACGCUACAGGACCUCAUCAAGGGCCGUCUCAACAUGAACAGCUAUCCAUUUGUGGAAGGCGGUGGCCAGACAAGAGACAAGCCACAAGACAUCAUCAUCUUCAUAGUUGGAGGCACGACUUACGAGGAAGCUAAGAUGGUAGCCCAGGUUAACGCCAGCAGUCCAGGCGUCAGAGUCGUGCUCGGUGGCACAGGCGUCCACAACAGCAACUCGUUCUUAGAUGAAGUUGAGGAAGCAGUUGAUUCAUGGCCGGAGCCAAAGGGCGACACAGCUGCUGCAAGACUGAGGAGAGAGGUUGGCAGGUCGUGAGCUGGACGUUGCAAAUCAACACGUACAAUACAUGAAGCAGAAUCGUGCAGACAUGACAUGCGGAAGUGGUCGCUCCUGG